Molecule: messenger RNA, 3600 nt
Organism: Mesocricetus auratus (golden hamster)
Lineage: Eukaryota; Metazoa; Chordata; Mammalia; Rodentia; Cricetidae
Product: vomeronasal type-2 receptor 116-like
Exons: 4
Coding region: 387-1673 (428 amino acids)
Biological process (GO): G protein-coupled receptor signaling pathway; regulation of DNA-templated transcription
Cellular component (GO): membrane
Molecular function (GO): G protein-coupled receptor activity
Source: RefSeq, a predicted model, not a curated record
UGUUUGAGGGUCUCUCAUUUUCAUGAGGUUGUUUUGAAGGUCAUUCUUUUCUAUUUCAUUGUGCGUUCAGUUGUUCAGUUCUUGCUGGUAUAUAGCCCCAAACUGAGGUUUUUUUAAAGACACUCAGCAUAUUAUUUUACACUGCAGUGAUUUUGCCAAAGAGCACCUGAGAGACAGUAUGCAUUUUACUAACUAGAAUUUGUUGUAGACAAAUAUUCCAUUGUUCCUGAUGAAUGGAUAUAAAUAAGUAGGUUUAAAUGUGUAUAUGUCAUUAUCUACUUUGUGUUACAAUUAACUUCAGAAUUUUCUCUUUAUAAUAUAAUAAAUUUAAAACCCCAUUUUCUCUAUGAAUAUUUCAGAACAGAAAUUGUGGAACUAGACCCUAAAUGUUCAAGUUUACUAGAUCCUCAAAGCUUAAUCACUUUCUCAACAAUAUGCAUUUCAAAAAUUCUGCUGGAAAAACUGUGGUUCUGGACGCAGAAAGGAAAUUAGAUGCAGAAUAUGAUAUUGUCAACCUCUGGAAUUUUCCACUUGGUCUCACACAAAAGAUGAAAGUUGGAACAUUUUAUCCAAAAGUUCCACAAGGCCAAGAGAUGUUUUUGUCUGAUCAUAUGAUACAGUGGGCCACAGGAUUUACAGAUCUUCCUCGCUCUGUGUGCAGUGAGAGCUGUUUUCCUGGAAAAAGAAAAUCUGCCCAGGAGGGGAGGCCUCCUUGUUGCUAUCAUUGUACUCAGUGUCCACACAAUGAGAUUUCCAAUGAGACAGAUAUGGAUCAUUGUGUGAGGUGUCCAGAAAGUCAUUAUGCAAACACUGAGCAGAAUCACUGCCUCCAGAAAACAGUGACCUUUCUGGCCUAUGAAGACCCUUUGGGGAUGGCACUGACCUCCUUGGCCCUGAGCUUCUCUGCACUCACAGCUGGUGUUCUUGUUGUGUUUGUGAAGUACCACCACACUCCCAUAGUCAAGGCAAACAAUCAGGCUCUCACUUACAUCCUACUCAUCACUCUGACUUUCUGUUUCCUCUGUCCCUUGCUCUACAUUGGCCACCCCAACACAGGCACCUGUAUCCUGCAGCAGAGCACAUUUGCAGUUCUGUUCACGGUAGCUCUCUCCACAGUCUUGGCCAAAAGUGUUACUGUGGUUCUGGCUUUCAGGAUCACAGUUCCAGGGAGACUGAUACGGUGGAUAAUGAUAUCAAGGUUUCCUAACUUCAUCAUUCCCAUCUGCACCCUCAUCCAACUUGUCCUCUGUGGAUUUUGGCUGAGCAAAUCUCCUCCCUUUGUUGACUCAGAUGCUUACUCAAAACAUGGACACAUAAUUAUUAUAUGCAACAAGGGCUCCACUAUUGCCUUCCAUUCUGUGCUGGGUUACCUCUGCUCCAUGGCACUUGGGAGCUACACUAUGGCUUACCUGUCCAGGAACCUGCCCGACACAUUCAAUGAAGCCAAGUUCAUGUCCUUCAGCAUGUUGAUUUUCUUCAGUGUGUGGGUCACCUUCCUUCCUGUCUACCACAGCACCAAGGGGAAAUAUGUGGUUGCCAUGGAAGCCUACUCUAUCUUGGUUUCUAGCGCAGGCCUCCUAGGUUGCAUCUUUGUCCCCAAGUGCUAUAUUAUUUUGUUCAGGCCACAUAGGAAUGUGCUUCAUCAUGUCAGGAACAAAGUACAUUCUAGAUGAAAAUUUGAUUAUACAGUUUAGUUCAUGGUUUUCUUAAUAAUAUAGAAGACUUCAAGUUGAUUUAGGUGCAAUCCAGUUGACAGAGAUAAUGAAGCAAUGUAAUGUUUUAUAUUUAUUUGUUUCAUUUAUUAAUGAAUCAAUCUUUAUUCUCACAUAUUUUUGCAUAUUUCUAUAUAUUAGAAAGCUUAGUUUAAAAAUAUUCUAAUUAUACAGGAGAUUUGAAUAAUAAGUACAUUAUGGUAAAAUAAGUCAAACAUGGCAGUUUAUUAGAAAUUCUAGAAUAAGUUAGAAUAUUAAUUUAGAGAACUGACACCAUUGUUUCGAUAUUAAAUUCUAUAGCAUUUCCAGGAGAAUAGAUUGAUCUCAGAAGCCUGUCCCAAUGUCCUAUAUUUAUCAAAGUUCACUGACAUGUAUCCAUUCUUACAUCACCACCAAAACCCUUCUUCAUCACAGCUAGGAUACACUACUUCAUCUUGUAACUUAGUCUGUCCCUACUCCUUAAAUCUUGUUACAGCUCACUUAAGACUGCAACUUGUCAACUUGUCUCACCAGCAUUAUUAAAAUUAAAAUUUGCAUAGUAAUGAGUGGUACAGCUUUGAUUUUCUUAUUUGUCAAAAUUCAUUUCCCCUUGGACUUAUUGCAAUGGAGUGUUUUCCAUAUAUUCUUCCAGCUACUGUCAUGAUAUUGAAGCACAAUAUAUUUGAUUUCUUCCCAAUGUAAAAAUGUUAAUAGAAUAAUUGAACAGAGAAAAUAUAUUUUGAUUCAAUGUAUCAGAAGGCUUAAAUAUGGUUAAGUGUACUUGGCCCAAUGCAAUUGGGCAAAACAUCCUGCUGGCAGAAUACAUGAGAAAAGAGAUGCUGUUCACUUUUUGUUGGCCCAUCUGGUGGGGACAGUCAAUGUAAGACCAGGGACACCUAGGAGAAAAUGGGUGACAAGCAGCUCAAAGCAUGGAUGGCAAGACUAUACUUAUCAAGACAACAAAAUUUAUUCAUUCCAAAGGGGUUUAUAUAGGUCCAUAGUUGGAAAGUGAUGAGGGGAGAUAGUGGGGUGUUGACUGCAGCCAAGAGGAAGCUAGCAGGGCAGAAAGGUCAGUGAGAGUGUAGGCCAUCCUGGUGAUAUAAAUACAGGUUCAAAUUCUAUCUUUCAAAAUCUAUCCUACAUUGGUUAAGCCUAUCACCUGAGUGACUUGGUAAUGAUCACCAGGGUUAGUCUUUAACUGAUGGAUAAGCUGUGAGGCUGUUUCUCAGAACAUGCUUCAUAUCUUAAGAGGUGUUAUUUCUACAAUGUGUCCUGGAUAGUGCUAGGGCCGGACUAUGGCGGAGAUGCCUGAAUUUGUGGUACAUGGGCAAUUAGAGUGAGAGGUGACAUGCAGGGGAAUAUUAAAGUCACAUAGGUGCUUCCAUUGUAUCCCAUUUCCUACAUUAGUUUUAACAACACCCUAAGCAGUGUCAUGAGUAUGAAGCCAUGCAGUAAAAGCAUUAGGUUUGAGGGAAGAAUGGUCUUCUCUUAAUAAUACAGUGACUUCUACUCUAGAGGGUAUUAGGCAUCUGUUUACAUUUCAUUCUUUAGACUGAAAUGCAGUGAUGCAAAACUUCUAGGCUUACUUUUUCUUACAAGUCUGUAGAUAUACAGAGAGGACCUUUAUUCUUUCUUAUCUUGUCAGGCCACAAAUGAUUUCCCAUGGACUCAGUCACACAUCUCUGCUUUUGGUCAAAACAAUGGGCAUGUCUUUAACCCCUGUCAUGUCUCCUGAAGAUUUUUUAUCAUUCAUGGAAUAAACUUGGUUUUUCCAUAUAGUGAAAAACAGCUAUACCAGAAAGCUCCCACAGAGUGUUUACUUAUUUGUGUGUUGUAAUUUGUGCUAUUGUCAAUUAGGAUGUUAUCACACUUCCUUGGAAUAUAUCAGCCACAAAAAAUCUAACAUUUA